UGAACGCAUCGCGGCCAUUGUCGGAGGAGGGAGGAGAAGAGGGAGAGUCAGCCUGUCUUCCCCUUUUACCGUCAUCACACUGGACGUUCACCGGUCUCAUUCUAGUGUCUUAAACUAACGUACCGAUACCGAACUACUCUUUCAAGAUUUCAAAAGACGCCGCGGAGGAGAUAUUAGCCUUUUGCUUUGUCGUCGCAUGACCACCGGACACCGGCUACUUUCCAUUGGCCGCAUCCAGAAGCGGAGCGGUGGGUUUAUUCUCGAGGCUUUCUUCAUGACAAGGCCCCCCUGGUACAUCAGUGGAAAUGUGGACUCUGGGUGUGUUAUCGUGACAAUUCCAAAUCUAAAUUGACGCUUUUGUAAAGCGUGGGACAUAACGGCUUGCCCGUUAGCCAGCUAGCUUCUUAGCCCGCUGCGGUUUCGCUCUAGUUUCUCGUUGGGUGUUACUGAGGACAUUUGCUUCUUAACCUCCGGGAUCAUCCUGUUAGUGACGCCGUUUGUCCACCGGAAUGCGGCGGUGGAGCUGAAGGGCCGAGAGGCAGUGAGUCCUCAUUAAGUGGGGGUUGAAAGUCGGGCCCCCGUGUACAGUUUUUCUUGGUUUUUUUCGAUGAUGCUGAAUUGGUGGAGCUGCGUGGAGCUCACUGGACUCUUUGCUGUGCUGCCUUCAAGGACCUUCACCAUGAAGAUUGUAUGAGAGGCCACCUUUCCUCCCACCCCCAAAUACGCUGCGUCUGCUGUUAUUGACAGUUAGAGGGUGACUUGUCUGCCCCUGUGUGUACACUACACACAACAGUCUGCUCAUUAUUCUUCCUCUUCUGACCGGAAUCGCACUCAGGGACGAGCAUGUCUUUAUUACGCGCCGCACUGCCCGGAAACGAGAGGAACCCGGAUCACCACACCUCGCUGUCCACCAGCCGCACGGACAAGGGUUCGGGCUGGUCCAGCCGCUCGCUGGGUGCCAGAUGCCGCAACUCCAUCGCCCUGUGCUCAGAUGAACAGCCGCACAUCGGAAAUUACAGGCUGCUCAAGACCAUUGGCAAGGGCAACUUUGCCAAGGUUAAACUGGCGCGACACAUCCUGACGGGUAGAGAGGUUGCAAUAAAAAUCAUUGAUAAAACACAACUCAACCCUUCAAGCCUACAGAAGCUUUUUCGUGAGGUACGCAUCAUGAAAACCCUCAACCAUCCCAACAUCGUCCAGCUUUUUGAGGUCAUAGAGACGGAGAAGACUCUAUAUUUGAUCAUGGAAUACGCCAGUGGAGGGGAGGUGUUUGACUACCUCGUGGCUCACGGCCGCAUGAAGGAGAAAGAGGCCCGCGGCAAGUUCCGACAGAUUGUAUCAGCUGUGCACUAUUGCCAUCAGAAGAACAUUGUUCACAGAGACUUGAAGGCAGAGAAUCUGCUGCUGGACGCCAACUCCAACAUCAAAAUCGCUGACUUUGGCUUCAGCAACGAGUUCAUGGCUGGCAGCAAGCUGGACACCUUCUGUGGCUCACCACCCUAUGCCGCACCCGAACUUUUCCAAGGCAAGAAGUACGAUGGCCCUGAGGUCGACAUCUGGAGCCUGGGUGUCAUCCUCUACACGCUGGUCAGCGGCUCGCUGCCCUUUGAUGGCCAAAACCUGAAGGAGCUGCGUGAGCGUGUCCUGAGAGGGAAAUACCGUGUGCCCUUCUACAUGUCCACAGACUGCGAGGGAAUCCUGCGCCGCUUCUUGGUCCUAAACCCAACCAAGCGCUGUUCACUGGAGCAAAUCAUGAAAGACAAGUGGUUGAAUGUGAGCUACGAUGGAGAGGAGCUAAAACCUCACAAAGAGCCCGAGGAGGACUUCAACGACAACGUCCGCAUCGAUGUGAUGGUGGGGAUGGGUUUCACGAGGGAGGAGAUCCGAGAUUCUCUGGUCGGUCACAAGUACAACGAGGUGACGGCCACGUACUUGCUGCUGGCACGCAAGAACGAGGCCGAAAGCACCGUGUCCCGCUCAGGCAGCAGUCUGAGCCUGGCUCGCGUCAGGCCCGGCACCAUCGUCAACGGUACCAGCAAACACUCUACUUCCUCCGCUGCGGCUGCGUCCUCCUCCUCAGCCUACAAGCCACAACGCAGCGUCUCCACCUAUCAGCGCCAGAGACGGCACUCUGACUUCUGUGGUCCGGCAGCUCCUGGGUCAGCGCACCCCAAGCGCAGCCCGAGUGGGGUGGGAGAAGUUUCUGGACUUAAGGAGGAAAGGCUCUCAGUCCGCAAGUCCAACAACAACACCGUGGGUUCUCGGAGCAUCCCGACGCCCUCUAGCCCGAUGGUCAGCUCUGCUCAUAAUCCCAACAAAGCCGAGAUUCCCGACAGACGGAAGGAGGCCAACUCCGCCAUGAGUAAUGUCGCUGCUAGUGGCAUGACGCGAAGGAAUACAUACGUCUGCAGCACAGACAGACACUCAUUGUUGCAAAAUGGCAAAGAAAACAGUUCGAUUUCCCAUCGGCUGCCCCCCGCUUCUCCCUCCACCCACAGCAUCACCGGCGCAUCAGCCAUGUCGUCCUCCUCCACCUCCACGCCCUCCUCGCGUCUCUCCCGGGGCUCCACGGCCAGGAGCACCUUCCACGGCGGGCAAAUCCGAGACCGCCGGCCGCCCUUACAUGUGACACCAGCCUCGCCCACCUUGUCGCAUGACACUGGCGGCACCCUGUCCGGUGCCAGGACCCCACGCACCACCAGCAACCUGCUCAGCAAGCUCACCUCCAAGUUGACCCGCAGGGUCACUCUUGACCCAUCUAAGCGUCAGAGUUCAAACAAAUCCGUGUCGGGCUGCAACCUCCCGCAAGCCACAAAAACAGUUAACGAACCUGAGAGAAUCAGCAGAUCUCCGGUCACAAGUCGCCAUAUAUCUGGGCAUCAGAAAGCGGCCGAGCCCCGGACCCCCCGAAGCGGCUGGGAUGUGAGGGUCCGCAGCCCCCGCGACCCAGCCGAAGUGGUCCUGGCUCUGCGGGAGGCGGCCCAGGGCUGCGGCUGCCAAGUCCAUCUGGCGGGCCCCUUCCUGCUGUCCUGCACGCAUGGAGCGGCUGGCGCCCGUGUGGCCUUUGAGGCCGAAGUGUGCCAGCUGCCUGGCGGGCCGGCGCAGAGCAGCGGUGUGCGCUUCAAGCGCCUCUGGGGGGCGCCGCUCGCUUUCAGGGACAUCGCCACCAAAGUGUCCAAGGAGCUGGAGCUCUGAGGGCUGAGGGGCAGGGGCUAAGUCAGAAAAUACUGAAAUGGCAGGGAAGAAGUGGGUGCAAACUCCUCGCCAUGCCUCCGCCAAAGACCCUCGUUCUGUGUCCCAUCUUGAACUGCUGAAAACAAGCGAAAAGAGAACAUCACUCAAACACACUUUAUUUCAUUAUGUUUGACUGAUCAGCUACCAACGAGUGUUAAGACCACAUUCAAAAGAAUAACAAAAUACUCAGACUAAAGUCAGAACUAUCAUACAAUAAAGUCGGGAGAAAAAAAGAAUCUCA
Hippocampus comes (tiger tail seahorse) is the source of this 3475-nucleotide messenger RNA. RefSeq names its product MAP/microtubule affinity-regulating kinase 4b (gene mark4b). Gene Ontology annotation, biological process: microtubule cytoskeleton organization; protein phosphorylation; intracellular signal transduction. The record is from RefSeq and is a predicted model, not a curated record. Lineage: Eukaryota; Metazoa; Chordata; Actinopteri; Syngnathiformes; Syngnathidae. Bases 844 to 3195 code for a protein of 783 amino acids. Gene Ontology annotation, molecular function: ATP binding; tau-protein kinase activity. Gene Ontology annotation, cellular component: cytoplasm. The transcript has 18 exons.